CAGCAGUCUAGGCCACCGGCGCCAGCCCCUCCAACCCAACUAUCUCCACUUUCCCAACCCUGGCCCUGGCCCUACAUAUAGAAAAAGCCUUUCAGACACUGGCCGGGCCAGCAUGAGGGCCCUUCACCUCACUCAGGGGUCAGAGGCCUGGUCCCACCUCCAUUCCUGCCAUUGGGUCUCAGACCUGGUCCCAGCAGGCCUGGAAUGGGGGGUGUGGAGCCAGAGUCACCCAAUCCCCUUGGGACAGGUUUCACAACUUCCCGGAUGGUUCUGUAGUGGGUCACAGUGCAGCUUCCAGGCAGGAGGAUGGGGUGGCUCCCACUCUUGCUGAUGUUGACCCAGUGUUCAGGAGUCCAUGGGCAGCGCUCACCCUUGAAUGAGUUCCAGGUGCUCCGGGGUACAGAACUGCAGCAUGUUGAAGAGCCCGGACCUUGGCAAGAGAACGUGGAGAAUGUGGAGGAGUGUGCGAAACACUGUGUGACCCAAAUGUCCUGCAGGGCCUUCCACUACAAUGUGAGCAGCAAGGGCUGCCAACUACUGCGGUGGACCCAGCACUCACCCCACACCCAGCUACAGCCUUCUGGGGCCUGCGACCUCUUCCAAAAGAAAGCUUAUGUGCGAGCAUGUAUCAUGGACAUCGGGACCCAAUAUAGGGGAGCUGUGUCAGUCACCUCAGGGGGCCUAACCUGUCAGCGAUGGACUCAGAAGUUUCCCCAUGACCACAAGUACAGGCCCACAUUCCAGAAUGGCUUGGAGGAGAACUUCUGCAGAAACCCUGACAAGGACCCCGGUGGUCCCUGGUGCUACACCACAGACAGUUCCGUGCGCUUCCAGAGCUGCGGCGUCAAGUCCUGCCUGGACGCCGCCUGCUUUCGGUGCAACGGGGAAGACUACCGCGGGGCAGUGGACCACACGGAGUCCGGACGCGAGUGUCAGCGCUGGGACCUGCAGCACCCGCACCCGCACCCCUUCGAACCCAGCAAGUUCCAGGACAAGCAUCUGGACGACAACUAUUGUCGGAAUCCGGACGGGUCUGAGAGGCCCUGGUGCUAUACCACCGACCCGCACGUCAAGCGGGAGUUCUGCGGCCUGCAGCCGUGCGGGGCCACGGCACCGCCGCGCCUCGAGGACAUGACGUUCAGCUGCUUCCGCGGGAAGGGCGAGGGCUACCGGGGCACAGCCAACACCACGGCGGCGGGCGUGCCCUGCCAGCGCUGGGACGCGCAGAGCCCACACCAGCACCGCUUCGCGCCCGAGAAAUACGCGUGCAAGGACCUUCGGGAGAACUACUGCCGGAAUCCCGACGGCUCGGAGGCACCGUGGUGCUUCACGUCGCGGCCCGGCAUGCGCGUGGCCUUCUGCUACCAGAUCCGACGCUGUGUGGACGAUGUGCGGCCGCAGGAUUGCUACCGAGGAUCGGGCGAGCAGUACCGCGGCUCAGUGAGCAGGACCCGCAAGGGCACCCGGUGCCAGCGCUGGGCGGCGGACACGCCGCAUAAGCCGCAGUUCACGCCCGCCUCCGCCCCACACGCCCAGCUGGAGGAGAACUUUUGCAGGAACCCCGACGGGGACAGCCACGGGCCCUGGUGCUACACCACAGACCCCGGGACCCCUUUCGACUACUGUGCUCUAAACCGCUGCGAUGAUGACCGGCCGCCAUCCAUCCUGGAGCCUUCGGAGCCGGUGUCCUUUGAGAACUGUGGCCAGAGGGUGACUCGCCAGCACCACGUGGGCGCCCGGCUGCGGGUGGUGGGGGGCCAGCCCGGGAACUCUCCCUGGACCGUCAGCCUGCGCAACCGGCAGGGCCAGCAUUUCUGUGGCGGAUCCUUGGUGAACCAGCAGUGGGUACUGACUGCCCGGCAGUGCUUCUCCUCCUGCCACGUGCCCCUCACUGGCUAUGAGGUGUGGUUGGGAACCCUGUUCCAGAGCCCACAGCCCGGGGAGCCAGACCUGCAGCAGAUCCCCGUGAUCAAGAUGGUGUGUGGGCCCGCCGGCUCUCAGCUACUCAUGCUCAAGCUGGAGAGGCCUGUGACCCUAAACCAGCGUGUGGCCCUGAUCUGCCUACCGCCAGAGCGGUAUGUGGUGCCGCCAAGGACCAAGUGUGAGAUUGCAGGCUGGGGUGAGACCAGAGGGACAGGUAACAGCAAAGUCCUAAACGUGGCCUCACUGCGGGUCAUCUCCAACCAAGAAUGUAACGUCAGGCACAAGGGGCGCGUGCAGGAGACGGAGAUGUGUACGGAAGGGCUGCUGGCCUCCGUGGGGGCCUGUGAGGGUGACUACGGGGGCCCACUUGCCUGCUUUACCCAUGACUGCUGGGUCCUGGAGGGAAUCAUAAUUCCCAACCGAGUGUGCGCUCGGUCCCGCUGGCCAGCUGUCUUCAUCCGAGUCUCUGUGUUUACUGACUGGAUUCACAAGGUCAUGAGGCUGGGCUAGGUCAGCCACAAUCCAGGGACCUUGGUGAGGACAAAGCCUCCUGUCAGACAUAAAGCUACCUUGCCUCUCCA
Erinaceus europaeus (western European hedgehog) is the source of this 2504-nucleotide messenger RNA. It is a transcript of the gene MST1, whose product is annotated as macrophage stimulating 1. Gene Ontology annotation, molecular function: receptor tyrosine kinase binding; serine-type endopeptidase activity. Lineage: Eukaryota; Metazoa; Chordata; Mammalia; Eulipotyphla; Erinaceidae. The transcript has 18 exons. The record is from RefSeq and is a predicted model, not a curated record. The coding region runs from base 307 to 2433 and encodes 708 amino acids. Gene Ontology annotation, biological process: regulation of receptor signaling pathway via JAK-STAT; proteolysis.